AUGGCCCCCAAAAACAAAGCCCAGAAGAUGUCUAUGAGCACCUUCUUGGCUGAUGAAAGCCUUGGCUCUUGGGCUGAUGAGAUGGAGGAUAUGCCCCUUCCUUCCACCGUCGCCCCGCAGGUGAUUUGGCAUUCGGCUCCGGCUCCACUGGCGGUUUCGAGCGCGAGCGUGGUGGAUAUGCCGUCCGGGAGCCUCUUGAUCUCCCCCACCCAGCCCCCUUACACUUGCCAUAUUGGCAACCUUUCCUUCGAAUCAACUGACGCCGAUAUCUCCGAGUUUUUCGCUGGAUGUGGUGUGACGAGCGUCCGUCUCGUAGAAGACAAGUUGACAAAGGCCCCCAAGGGUUUCGGAUAUGUCGAGUUCGAGACCGUCGAGGGUCUGCAGAAGGCUCUGGAUCUCUCUGGCUCGUCUUUCCAGGGACGUUCCAUCCGUACCAGUGUUGCGGAGCCUCCCAAGGAAUCUCGCCUGGAAGGCAAGGAUCUUGACUGGUCCCGACGUGGCCCUCUCCCCGAACUUCCCCAACGCCGUGCGCCUGAGCGCUCCAGCUUCGGACGCGGCAUGGAUGCCGGUUCUGAUGCGGGCAGUGACCGCGGUGGCCGCCGCAGCAACUUCGAGUCCGACGGAAAGCCCCGUGACUUCAACAACUGGGAGCGCAAGGGACCCCUUUCGCCCUCUGCCGGUGGCCCGCCUCGCGAGGGUGGCCGAGAGCACAGCAAUGAUGGACCCGGUUCCAGCUUCCGCAGAACCGAGGCUGCAUGGGGUGAGGGACGUUCCCAGGACGAGGGCUCGCGCCCUCCCCGCCCCGAGCACGUUCGCCCGGAGCCUACACCUACCGCUGCCGACAUGGACAACCAGUGGCGCGCCAGAAUGCGCCCCGACGAAACUCCUAAGGAGCCCAUCAGCCCCGCAUCCCCCUCUGCCACUCCUGCCAGAACCCCACCCCCCACCUCAGCCAGCAGCGACUCCAAGGCCAGCCCCUUCGGUGCCGCCCGACCCAUUGACACUGCUACCCGCGAGCGUCAGGUUGAGGAGAGACGCCAGCUUGCCAUUCGCCAAAAGCAGGAAGCUGCCGAUAAGGCCAAGGCCGAGAAGGCCGAAAAGUUCGCCGAGAAGCAAAAGCAGCUCAAGGAGUCAGCCCCUGCCGUGGACCACAACGGCAAGGAUGCCCUGGAGACCCCCAAGGGUGGUGGCAACUUUGAGAUCCUCCAACGGGCCGGUGAGGAUGGCGAGUUGACCGCUGACCAGGAGACCGAGGAGACGACAGCUGCCGCUCCUGUCGAAGCCAAGAAGGCGCCUGCUAACGGCUGGAGGGCCCCGGCCCCGGCCCCUGAGGCUGGUGCUGGUGCUGGUGCUGGCGGUGAAGAGGAGGGAUGGAGCACGGUCAGUGUGAACAAGCGCAACAACCGCCGUGGACAGACUGGUCGUGGAUUCGCAUAA
This is a messenger RNA of Penicillium verrucosum, 1437 nucleotides long. RefSeq names its product translation initiation factor 4B. NCBI's taxonomy places the organism in Eukaryota, Fungi, Ascomycota, Eurotiomycetes, Eurotiales, Aspergillaceae. Gene Ontology annotation, molecular function: RNA binding. The coding region runs from base 1 to 1437 and encodes 478 amino acids. The record is from RefSeq and is a predicted model, not a curated record. The transcript has 8 exons.